This is a messenger RNA of Racocetra persica, 206 nucleotides long. NCBI's taxonomy places the organism in Eukaryota, Fungi, Glomeromycota, Glomeromycetes, Diversisporales, Gigasporaceae. The record is from the annotation of a GenBank genome assembly.
AAUUACUGGGUUUGGAUACUGGUAACCACUCCAGGUGUUCUGGAUUCAGGCAGUCUACCUUUGUUGUUAAUAAGGGACUACGGACUCCGAUUAAGAGAAUCAGUGGUUCUAAGAAGGAGUCAGUUAUGCACCCUAUUCUUAUUCUAACUGGUGCAGGUGGUGCACCAUGGUGCACUAUUAAAAUUAUAUCUGCACAGCAACCCUAG